AAAAAAACAAACAAAAAACAGAGACUCCAGCGUUUGUGAAAAAAGAGAGUUUGCAUCAGAGAACAUUCUUUGACAGGAAUGCUCCAUGUAAUGGCCAAUAGUACUAGCAGAAUGGCAGAAGUUACCUCUGUACAUUCACCAGGAUCUUCGAGUCAUUCAUCCAUAUUAAGUCCAUUUUCAAAGAGUUUAAAAUCAAUCAGCCAGCAACUCACAUCUGAUGAUUUCUCAACUCUGAAGCUUAUCUUGCAGUCAGAGAACCUGCUGAAAAAACAGACCCUUGACAAUCUGAAAAAUCCUCAGGAAUUAUUACGAGUUCUGCUCGGGAGACAUUUAGUGUCUCAAGAAAACACAAGUCUACUCGAGUCCCAUUUGAAAGAAAUAGGUCGCAGUGACCUAGCUAAAUUGCUGCCUAGUGCUGAAUUGUGUCAAGAUGGCAAUGAAUGUCUACAAGAUGGAUAUUCAAAUUCACAAAACUCACAAAUGAGCAUAGAUGAUGAGGAGGAAGAUGAUGAUGAAAUAAUGUUAUCUCAAAACAGUUUGUCAGACGAGGAGAAACUGCUCCUCAAAAAAGUAGCAGAGUGAACAAGUCAAGUCAUCAUCAUGUACUCCUGUAAUGGCCAACAAGCCUCAAAACCUGAAAGACAUUUUGUUUUCUUUAUCAUUUUUGGUGUAAUUUGCAGAGUGAAUAAAGUUCAAGAAUGUGAGGAAUAUUUUUUUAGUGUAAGUGUGUCAUUUGAUCAAAUACUCAAAAGCUCAUUUUUGAUGCAACUUUUCAUUUCAGUUUUGUCAUUAUAAAUACAAAACUGUGUUAUAAACAAAUUAGUCACUAAGUAGACCUAAGAGAUGUUAUUGUUUGAAAGGUUAUAUAGCCUGGCAAAGGAAGGUUGAUCCAUGAAAUGGGUUGUGAAUUUAAUUAAUGAAUCUAUAAAAAAAAAAAGAUAGGCACUUUGAAAUUUUUUUCUAUAUAUAUAUGUAACCGAGCAGCAAGGUUUAAAGUUUAAGUUUGCUCAUGGUCAGACAAUUUGAGCUGCAAAAUAGUUCCAUUAUAGCUUAAAACAAAAGAUAGGAAGAUUAGUUAGUUUAAGAUAUUUUUCCUCCCAAAUUGCAGUGAGACAUGAGCAUUUAGUCCCUGUGACAUUUUUAUAUUAACAUUGAAAAUUUGAAACAAACAUUUUCAUUUUUCUUUCAGUGUUUUCAUGAAAUUCUGAACAAACAUCAAAACAAGAGAUAUUUUGUAUAUAUUUUUAUCGCUUUUCAUUAUUCAUUCAUCAUUGUCUUACUCACUAAAAAAAUACAGGGUUUUCAUUUAAUCCAGUGCAUAUUUUGUUUUGGUCAGCAUUUGUAAAUGCAUGAACAAUCUUUUUGAUAUCUAUGUUUAAUUUUAUAGCAAUAUACAUGAUAUUUUGUCCUACAGUAUUACCAUAAUAAUGACAUAAUUACAAGUACUCAAUGAAGUGUUCAAAAUUAUUUUUUUUAAGUUCUCUGUUGUUAGUUAUAUCCAUUUAAUAGAAUCAUGCAGAUAAAACAUAGCAAUCAGAAAUCAUAAAUAAAUUAUUUUGUUUUCAUAGUAUUUUCAGUUUUCUUACAAUUUUCUUAUAUGGCAUGUUUUAAUGCUGCAUGUACAUUCACUGCCAAUGUUUUGUGUUCAAAAAAUUAUAAGCUCAAGUACACUCAUAAUAUAAUCAGUUCACUUGGUGCAUUUUUGUUCAUAGUUUCCAUAGUUUCAAGCCUUGCUUGUAAAUCUUUGUUUUCAAUGUAGCCUAGACAAAGUUUACGGAUGUUGAAAAAGAAUAUCAAAGAUUUAUUUAAAUGUGAUAUUGACAGCCAAAAUGGCCAAUAACUUGUUUGUACACAUAUACAGGAUCAAAUUCUAUCAAAUAUCUGUUUCUCAGAUGCAGUUUGAUCUAUACUUUAGUUUAGUUAGCAAUUUAAGGACUGAAAGGCCUGAUAUUAAUGACAUAAAGUUAGAAUUUUGAUACAGCGGGUGAACAGUUUGUAAAUAUAUUACAGUGUUUACAUAAUUUUGUUGCUUUAUUUUUCUGUUGCGUGUAAAUAGCAUUUUUUGAGUUUUAUUGCAAUUUCGUUGCUUUAUUUUUCUGUUGGUAUCGAAUUGCUAUUUCAAGUUUAAAAUCAAACACAAUUCAAAAUUUGGUUUGAUGUAAAGUAAAUUGAUAUUCUUUUUCUUGUAUGCCAAAGUUUAAGUUUUGAGAUUAUCACCUUUUUUGAAUUUUUUUUUGCAAAUAAAGUGCCUAAUUGAG
Saccostrea cuccullata (small rock oyster) is the source of this 2258-nucleotide messenger RNA. RefSeq lists its product as uncharacterized. Bases 79 to 582 code for a protein of 167 amino acids. NCBI's taxonomy places the organism in Eukaryota, Metazoa, Mollusca, Bivalvia, Ostreida, Ostreidae. The transcript is spliced from 2 exons. Gene Ontology annotation, biological process: regulation of apoptotic process. The record is from RefSeq and is a predicted model, not a curated record. Gene Ontology annotation, molecular function: protein binding.